GCUGUUGUGGCACGAGCCGAGGUCACUCUUUUCUGAGAGUAACAAGCAGUGUCAUGCUGGGAGGCUGGCUGGACCCAAGGCUAACAGGAUUUCUUCUUUGUGAUUCGGAGGAGGGUAGUUUAGUAGUUGGUCGCGAGGCGUGCGCAGGGGCGCUCUCCAGGACAUGGCUCUCACACUCCUUCGGGGGCCACAUGUUAUCUUCCUUCUGCUGUUACCGCUGCGCUUCUGGCUGUUUGUUUGCGCGCUGGAGAUGAUUGACCAAGACGCACCUGAACUCACCUGUAGCGAGGGUGUGACUGACUGCCACGUGAGCUCAGUCUCUCCGUACCCUGCUGUCCUGCUUGAUCCAACCGAUACAGCCGACGCUACGCAUAUGCAGCUUAAAGUGAUGCUGUGCUGUUCAGCCGCACAAGACUGUGAACCUUGCCUGCAAAUCAUUAUCACUGUCCAAGAAGUGGAUAAUACAAGGGAGGUUUCUGAGGAAUCCGGUGAACGUACUGAGGAAGAUGAGUUGUUCGGCAUGAAUCAAAUGGCAGAUGGAAGUGGUAAUAUUGUUCCCCUUGAACCAAGAGCUUUGAGAGUUUGUCUGAGCUCCCCGGGCACCACUGAAAUUUGGAAGACACUGGAAUUUAAACUAAGCCACUCCAGUUUAGUCCAAGCUUCUCAACAGCUCACACAUAAGGAAGUUAAUACUGGGCAGAAAAUGCAGCUGCUGUUGACAGAGAAAGUGAUGUUUGGCAGUCCUGUUGUGGUCCAGGUCUACGCACAUCCAACAUACCACAUCCAAAAUGUCACAAUCCCGUCUUUAGAAGAAGUUUGCUCCAUGGACCUAGAGAUGGCUGUAAAGGACUGUGAUGCUCCCAGACUCCGAGCUGAGACUGAUCAUAAGAGAAACGUGGUCGUCCUCCAUCUGGAAAACACUAAUGCCACACAAGAUGAUCUCAUGUGCCAGAUAAUGAGGAAUGAAAUGCCUGGACAGAUUCUUGAAUGGCCCAAAGGCAAGAGAGAAAUUAUCAUCUCGUCAAACUUGGUUGCCCCAUGCCUGUGCUUCCAGGUGCGGUGGAAGGGAAAAGCAUUUCGGAGAGAAUUCUGCCCUUUCAAGAAUCAACAAGAUGCACUUGAAAGAAUGCAGCACAAUGUGUCUGUGUCCAUGGAGGAGUUUCAAAUGAGGGAGGGUGGCACAGGGCUGAGCUGGAAUGUGACUGCCCCCUGCAGACUGGAGGCAGAGGUGUGGCUGUGCAAGAAAGAUGUGGCAGGAGGCCAGUGUGAAGAGGUGAUGGGCUCCAGACAGAGACUGCACAGCCAUGCAGGCUGGAGUGCAACGCACAAUGGACACUGGAAAACAGGAGAAUUCAAUGUGUCAUCACAUCCUCUGCUUUGUGUUCAGAUAAAGAUACAUGGGAUGAAGUCAUACUUAGAGCCCCAGUGUCUGUUUGCAACAUCUCGCUGGAGAUGGAGCCUGCCACUCCUCAUCGGAUUACUGCUGAUGUGUCUGGCCAUACUAGGAGCCUAUUUUAUACAAGGGGUCCUGAAAGGCUAUGUGUGGAGAUGGUUGAAAGAAGAUGACGUUAAAGGUGCAGUGGGUGGUGGUCAUGUGGUUUUGCUGUACCCACCUGAUGAUGACCAGGUUUUGCCAGAGCUGAUGUGUCACCUGGGCUCAUCCCUCCAGGCCCUCGGUUUCGGUGUGUCCCUAGACCUGUGGAGCCAGACUGAGCUCAGCGUACUGGGCCCCGUGCCUUGGCUCCACUCAAGACUGGACCGAUUGAAAAAGCAGGGGGGCAAAGUGGUGCUAGUCCUAACCCAGGCCACCUGGAUAAGGGCUGAAGAAUGGGGAGCUCGGAGCUGGGAGAAGAACAGAGACAGAGAGAAAGAGGAGGCAGGAAGGAGCUACCCCGCUUCUUCUCCCUGUGUUGAUGUCUUUAGUGCUUCGUUGAGCUGCAUUCUAGCGGACUAUUUACAGGGCCGUGCUGGUGAGCGGUUUAUGUUGGUACAGUUUGAAUCACUUCCACCUGAGCCUCCAGGUGGUUUACGGCCGCUGCCAGAACUUUUCCGUGGCCUUCAUGUCUACAGCCUCCCCUCCCAGAGCCUGGGUUUUCUGACUGAACUGGCUGGGGCUCGGCAAAUGGCCACGGCAUCAGCCAGGCGGAAGAGGGCAGGGGGGCUCAGGGUGGCAUCCCGAGCUCUGGCAAGAGGGCUGUCAGGGUUCACAGCAGGGACAACUGUGCUACGCCUUGCAGGGGUGUCCCAGAGUUGUGUUGGCGUAGGAGUAGAGGACUGUGGGGAAAUGGUGCCGUUGCAGCCAUGCCUAAUUACGCCUCCCUCCAGCCCUGACACAAGCCCUAAGGUCAAUGAAAUGGACUGGGUCUGACAGCAGGACCAAGCUUCAGUUUUCGGAUGAGCAGCCAGUAAUGACUUGAAAGAUCCUGAAGUGAUAUGGUGAGACACUCAUAAAAAUCAGUAUCAGUUUUCAGCCUUUGCAUUUGCUGGUCUAAACAUCUGGGGUCUAGUAGCUGUCAAAAAAGGGGUUUGGCAGCAGAAACAGUCGCUUGUUUUUCAAAUAUGAGCAGGGCUGUUAUUGCUUGAGCUGUUGCCGCUCCGGAGAAAUUAAAGAGCACAACGUUAAAACCUCACACUAAUUCAAAAAGAAAAUUCAAGGAAAAACAUGACACAGAUUAGUUACACAGUGGUCUGUGGUGAAUGUAUUUCAAAACCAGCACGGCUUAGCAGACGACUAAAAUUACAUUACAAUACAAAAAGAGGAUCUUAGUGAAGCAAAUUGCUCUUUUGUGUUGGUUCUGACCCUACAGCUGUUUUUCAGUCUUAAGCCACGUGUGUGUUUAUUUACUAGUAUUUGCAACCUGCAUGCCAUUGUAUUAAAUAUAAAAGCCCUGAGACACACAAAGAAAAAUAAUUAAACUAAAAUAAGCUAUUGCCGUUUGUAUAUUCAUUUGCUUUGUGGGCAUGCUGAGUCCGUUUUAUACUGUGUUUUGUCUUCACUGUUUAGUGGGAUUGAAUAAAGAACGUUUCUUGAA
Messenger RNA from Seriola aureovittata, 3032 nucleotides. RefSeq lists its product as uncharacterized. The transcript has 16 exons. Gene Ontology annotation, molecular function: interleukin-17 receptor activity. The record is from RefSeq and is a predicted model, not a curated record. Lineage: Eukaryota; Metazoa; Chordata; Actinopteri; Carangiformes; Carangidae. Bases 164 to 2368 code for a protein of 734 amino acids.